Brassica rapa (field mustard) is the source of this 675-nucleotide messenger RNA. Its product is annotated as glutathione S-transferase T3-like. The record is from RefSeq and is a predicted model, not a curated record. NCBI's taxonomy places the organism in Eukaryota, Viridiplantae, Streptophyta, Magnoliopsida, Brassicales, Brassicaceae.
AUGCUCAUCAGUGCCUGGUUAAAUACAUCGAAGGAUGCUAUAGUGGGCAAUAACCAAAAGUUUUCAACGUUCUGGAAAAGAGUGGGAGAGUAUUUCUUCGCAGCUCUGAAUGGUGGAGAUGGCGGAAAUGUUGUUGAAAGUAGCGAACAUGUUCAUUACAAGCAGAGGUGGCACAAGAUUAAUAUAGAAACCAACAGGUUUUGUGCUUCAUAUGCGGCUGCGGAGCGACAGAUAAGUAGUGGUCAGCAUGAGAAUGAUGUUCUCAAGAAGGCCCAUGAGAUCUUCUACCUCGAUCACCAGUCCAAAUUUACACUUGAACAUGCGUGGUGUGUGUUGAGGUAUGAGCAGAAAUGGCUUAACCUCAACACCACUCACGCUACUGUAAGUUCAAAGCGGAAAACCGGUGUAUCAGAUUCCCAACCUACCACCCCAAAUGUUGGUGGAGAAGAGAUACGCCCCGAAGGAGUAAAGGCUGCAAAAGCUAAUCGGAGUGCAAUGGGUAAGGGAAAAUCUGUUGCUGACUGUACGGCGGUUUGGGAGCUGAGGAAGGAGGAUUUGGACCGGAAAGAAAAGCUGUCAAAGCUUGCCAUCUUAGACACUCUUCUAGCCAGAACCGGACCACUCAGUGAGGCUGAAGAAGUAGCCAAAAACAAGCUCCUCGCCGAGUAUUUCUAG